AUGGAUAAACACGCUGCUGCUGUUCGGAUCUUUGUCUUCUCUGGCCUGGACCACUGUAAUGACUCCCACGCGCCACAGUCAGGGCCCUUCACUGAUUUACGGCCACCCCCCAACACUCGUGCAGGCGUGAAGGCCCCCUUGUGGAAGAAGGAGCUGGAGGAGCCCCGGGCCAGGGAGGCAGAGGCGGAGGCCGAAGCCGCGGAGGAGGAGUCGGAGUCGGAGUCGGAGGAGGACGAGGAGAGGCCGCCAGAGGAGAGCGCGGCCGAGGGCGAGGCCAAGGCCGGCGGGGAGGCGGAGGGCGGCGAGGGCCGUGAGCGGGGCUCGGUGUCUUACUACCCGCUGCGCCAGGAGUCCAGCACCCAGCAGGUGGCGCUGCUGCGGCGCGCGGACAGCGGCUUCUGGGGUUGGUUCAGCCCCUUGGCGCUGCUCGGAGGCCUAGCCGCGCCGGCCGACAGGAAGCGGAGCCCUCCCGAGGAGCCGUGCGUGCUGGAGACGCGGCGGCGGCGGCCGCGCGGCGGGGGCUGCGCGCGCUGCGAGAUCCUUUUCUGCAAGAAGUGCGGGAACUUGCACAGCUCGCCGAGCUACGUGGCGCAUUGCGUUCUGGAGCACCCGGAUCUCGGGAAGGCGCGGCCUGCCCACGACGGCCCCUGA
Messenger RNA from Budorcas taxicolor (takin), 651 nucleotides. RefSeq names its product chromosome 19 C17orf50 homolog (gene PGBDF). The coding region runs from base 1 to 651 and encodes 216 amino acids. The record is from RefSeq and is a predicted model, not a curated record. The transcript is spliced from 4 exons. NCBI's taxonomy places the organism in Eukaryota, Metazoa, Chordata, Mammalia, Artiodactyla, Bovidae.